Messenger RNA from Zootoca vivipara (common lizard), 3539 nucleotides. RefSeq names its product sodium/hydrogen exchanger 9B2-like. Gene Ontology annotation, molecular function: antiporter activity. Lineage: Eukaryota; Metazoa; Chordata; Lepidosauria; Squamata; Lacertidae. Gene Ontology annotation, cellular component: membrane. The record is from RefSeq and is a predicted model, not a curated record. Gene Ontology annotation, biological process: proton transmembrane transport.
GCCUGAAAGCGAGAUGAGCGCUGCACCCCAUAGUCACCUUUGACUGGACUUAACCAUCCAGGGGUCCUUUACCUUUUACCUUUGUACACACCAUAAUUUUAAAGCUCAUUCAAAGCACAUUCUUUCCCUCAAAGAAUUAUGGGCGCUGCGGUUUACUCCUCAUAGUGUUCCAGCACCUCUUAAACUACAAUACCCAGAGUUCUUUGAGGGAAGGAAUGUGGUUUAAAGGUAUGGUGUACACAACCUAGAAGGCUUCCCUCCUCUGCAGCCAGCAUGGCAGCACAGGCUACUAAUCUUUUACUAGGUCAGGGGGGGAAAACCAAAUACAGUACACAGUUUAGUAAAUGUUGUGAGUUGAUCUGCAAGAUUUUGCUAGAGCUAGAAAAAAGAAACCCAAAUCCAAAGAUGUUCUUUUACUCAAGAGUUUAUGCAACUUCAAAUACAUACUUGAUGCUCAGGCAGAAACCGGAGUAUUCUUGUGUAACCUGCCUAUUAUAGCACUGUAUGAACUUGCACAGACAUUUGCAGAAGAGCAUUGACUGUUUUUCCUUCUACCUUUGGAUCAUUGGAUCGAAAUCCACUGUAAUUUAGCAAGUAACCAUGUGGCUGGGAAGCUGAAUGUUUAAAUAUUAAUAGAAAGAAAUUCCAAUGCUGUUGGGGGGGGGCCCAUUUAAAUCAGGUAGAAUAUAUGGCACCUGAAAUACAUUUUGUUUAAAUCAUAGGUUGGUCAGCAUGUCGGAAGAUGUUGUGAAGAACAGUAAGGAUGGGAGGGUUCUUUGCAAAGAGCAAUAAGGUUGAUGACGAGCCCGAAAUAGCUCAGGAGGAAAUUCUCACUGCAGAAAAUGAAGAGGAAAUGUCCCUGAAGGAUUUUGAACUGCAAGAGGAGGAGCCACCAGGAAGACUGCGGCAAAUAUGUAUUUUCCCUCCACAAGGCAUAUUUGCUGAAAUAGUAACAAAUGUAGCAGCAGCAGCGCUGAUCUGGGCUGUGAUCUGGGUUGUUGUAGGCAAGGAGUGUCUUCCUGGUGGAAAUAUCUUUGGACUUUUGUUCCUCUUCUUUUCUUCUUUACUUGGUGGUAAAAUUAUGGAGUCCAUUAGAGUACCUGGCUUGCCUCCACUCCCUCGUCUUCUUGGGAUGCUGCUUGCUGGGUUUCUCAUCAGGAAUGUCCCAUACACUAGUAAACUAGUCCAGAUCAAUGUGAAAUGGGGAGCUGCCCUGCGAAACAUUGCCCUCUCAAUUAUCUUGGCUCUUGCUGGCCUUGGUCUUGACCCAAAGGCUCUGAAUAAGUUGAAAGCGAUCUGUUUCAGACUUAGCUUUGGCCCUUGCCUCACUGAAGCAUGUGCAGCAGCUGUCCUGUCCCACUAUAUCAUGGGCCUGCCAUGGGAAUGGGGGUUUAUGUUAGGGUUUGUUCUAGGUGCCGUGUCUCCUGCUAUCGUUGUCCUUUCGUUGCUGAUGCUGCAGUCCAAAGGAUAUGGUGUGGAUAAAGGCAUCCCUACUUUGCUAAUAGCUGCUGCCAGCCUGGAUGAUAUCGUGGCCAUUACAGGAUUCAACACCUUCUUGGGCAUGGCCUUUUCCAAAGGCUCUGUCUUCAAGAGUAUCCUCCGUGGUUUAAUAGAAGUUGUAAUCGGUGCAGGAACUGGUGGCCUUCUGGGAAUUUUUAUUUGGUACUUUCCAAGCAAGGAUCAGGCAUAUGUUGUGUGGAAGAGAGCAUUCUUUGUGUUGGGUCUCUCUGCGUUUACUCUUUUGGGCUGCAAGCAUUUUGGCUUUCCUGGAUCUGGAGGCCUCUGCACAAUUGUCUUGUCAUUUCUGGCUGGGCUGAGAUGGUCUGCGGAGAAGAAAGCAGUGGAAGAGAUUGUUAGACUUGCCUGGCAAUUUUUCCAACCCUUUCUGUUUGGUUUAAUCGGAGCUGAAAUAUCCGUUGUCUCUCUCGGACCAAAAAUGGUUGGAUUUUGUUUGAUCACAAUGUGUUUGGCUCUCAUAAUACGAAUGACUGCUACAUUCCUGUUGGUGAGUUUCGCUGGCUUGAACUUCAAAGAGAAAACAUUUAUCGCGCUGGCAUGGGUCCCCAAAGCAACUGUCCAGGCUGCAAUUGGUUCUGUUGGUUUAGAUACAGCCCGAGAGAUGAAGGAUCCAGUCCUAGAACAUUAUGGCCUGACCAUCUUGACAAUAGCUUUCCUGGGAAUCCUGUUAACAGCUCCAACUGGAGCUCUGGUCAUUGGCCUGGCAGGACCCAAACUCCUUCACAAGACUGACAUGGGCGAUGAAGAAGAUGGGGGGAAAGCAUCUUCGCCAAUAUAGUGAAGCGUCAGGGAAUGCCUAAAUCGGUACUCCAGGCUUCCAAGAAAUCACGGUGCCCUAUAGUGGCAUACAGUUGUCUGAAAUCCCAUGAGGAAUGCAUUGUAGGUCCUGCUAAAACAGCAACCCAAGUAGAGGAGAAUAUAGUUACAUCAAAUCGGCAUCCAGGUCUUCCUUCAUCCUUCACACAGGAAUUUUGGGUGACUGCAGCCACAAGUGGAGUAGAUCAGUGGCCUGGUUCAAAGAGACAAAUGGCCGCAGGAUGUGAGAAAGCAUUGAGGGUGGCUCGAUGAAGUGUCACUGGAAGUUUAUAUACAGAAGUCUCAACAGAAAGACAUGCCAGAAGCACCAAUCCCAGCAGUAAAUAAUCAAGAGAAGGUUCAUAGACUUUACAACCGAUAGUCAAAGCUCCCAAUGGCUUUUGCAGUAACCAAAGGCAGUUACGUUCUGGCAACAGAUGUGGAGUCUUUGGGACCAUCCAGGGAGUGUGAUGUUUCUUUUCCUAUCCUGAAUGCUUGAAACAGUGAGGUAAGGGCCCAACACACAAAUGUCGUAAUGGUGCAGUGGACAGUUGUGGAUUUUGCACAUGGAACGAACAAAGUUCAUCAAAGUUUGUCCGUGUAUUAGAUACUAAUCUGACUGGUCUGGCAUUGCAAAGAUUUAUAUCCUCUGCCAUCGAUUCCCCAUCUACACGUUAUAAUGUUAAAACAGCAACCACCACCCAGCGAAAGUAGUAGCUUCAGAGCUGCCUGCCGGCCUCUUUGACCUAAUGGGUUGAAUUGGAUCCAGGAAGAACUGUUGGAGUCUUUUUGGCUUCUUAUGAAUAUACUUGCAGAGGAGAGAAGAAUGAGGAGGGCAGCAGGAAACGACUGCUAUUGGAUGAAGGAUGUGUGAUCCUGCUGGGAUGAAUACGGAGUAUUUUUCUUUUUACAGCUUUUACAGUUGCUGGCAAUCACGCAUAUGUGUGUGUUCUGUAAAACGAAAGGGUUGCUGAAAUUCCAGAGGAUACACGAGUUUUAGGACUCAAAAAACUAGAUACUAGCAAAACUUGAGUCAAGAGCUGCAUGUGAACCUUAGAAUGCUGCCUCCAAUUUCACAAGUGUGGGGAGUGUAUUACUUUAAAGAUUUUGCAGAAUCAUACAUAUGUCAUUUAGGAAAACCUUUUUUUCCAUACCCAUGAAUAUUGCAUGGGUUUCUUUUUGGUGUUUUUUUUUUAAAGAGCAAUGUUGGGCAUGGGUUAGAAAGA